Triticum turgidum subsp. durum (durum wheat) is the source of this 252-nucleotide messenger RNA. The record is from the annotation of a GenBank genome assembly. Lineage: Eukaryota; Viridiplantae; Streptophyta; Magnoliopsida; Poales; Poaceae.
AUGGAGGGGACCUUCAUCACGACGGAGCUCCGCGGCGCGCUGGCCAAGGUGGCCGUGUUCCUGCUCGUCCAGGGUCUGGUGUACCUGAUCCUCAGCAACUCGUCGAACGUCUUCUCCAAAGAUAAGAGGCUCAGGUCCCUGAGCUUCCGGUCGAUGCGGUCCAUGAGCGUGAGGCGCGUGCUGGCGCCGUUCUCCGACGUCCCCGUCGGCACCGACGAACCCUCCUCGCCUUCGCUGCUGUCGUCGUGGUAG